Fonsecaea erecta is the source of this 921-nucleotide messenger RNA. RefSeq lists its product as hypothetical. The transcript has a single exon. NCBI's taxonomy places the organism in Eukaryota, Fungi, Ascomycota, Eurotiomycetes, Chaetothyriales, Herpotrichiellaceae. The record is from RefSeq and is a predicted model, not a curated record. The coding region runs from base 1 to 921 and encodes 306 amino acids.
AUGAAGUCAUCACUCGUUCUGCUGGCUGUCACCAGCUUGGCGAAUGCCGGAAUAAUGCAAAAGAGAGGAAGUAGCUCGUGGGCUGAUUGGACGACGACGACGACGACGACCACUACCACUACCACCACCACCACAACGACAACCCCCACGACCACCUGGGAAGAUUGGACUACCACGACGACCACGACCACGACUCCAUCGACCACCUGGGAGGACUGGACGACCACGACCACCACUACCACCACCACGACUCCUUCGACCACCUGGGAGGACUGGACCACCACCACCACCACUACUACUCCUUCGACCACUUGGGAGGACUGGACCACCACUACGACCACAACAACGACGACGACCCCAUCUACCACCUGGGAGGACUGGACCACCACCACGACUACCACUACUCCUUCGACUACCUGGGAGGACUGGACCACCACCACCACCACCACCACUACGACUACGACUCCUUCUACUACUUGGGAGGACUGGACCACCACCACCACCACUACGACUACGACUCCUUCUACUACCUGGGAAGACUGGACGACGACGACGACCACCACCACCACCACCACCACCACCACCACUACGACUACGACUCCUUGGGCUGAGUGGACCACAUCUGUUUACACUUCCUCGUGGGCUCCUGCUCCGGCCCCCGUCGAGAGUACUCCAUCGCCAGCCACUUGGUCCGACUGGAGCAGCACGUCGGUCUACCCCUCUGAAACCCCGGUCUAUACCAGCACCUGGUCUUCUGCUAGUCCCGUCUACACCAGCAGCAGCGUCUGGACCAGCAUCGCUCCCAUUGCCAGCACUACCACGGCUGCCCCGGUGGUGACUUAUACCGGCGCUGCCAGCAGCAACAACAAGCCUGCCAUGGCGCUCUUGGCUGGUGUUGUUGGCUUGGUCGCCCUGGCAUAA